AUGUCCUCUUCGAUCCAGUUACUCAACCCAAAAGCAGAGUCGUUGAGACGCCAGCAGGCGCUCCAGGUGAACAUCGCCGCCGCCCAGGGCUUGCAGCAGGUGCUUGCGUCCAAUUUGGGCCCCAAGGGCACGUUGAAGCUUUUGGUGGACGGUUCAGGAAACCUCAAGUUGACCAAGGAUGGCAAAGUGUUGCUUACGGAAAUGCAGAUCCAGCACCCUACGGCGGUGAUGAUCGCACGUGCUGCUACUGCCCAGGACGAAAUUACGGGUGAUGGCACGUCUACGGUGGUGUUGUUGGUUGGAGAGUUGUUGAAACAGGCAGAGAGGUUUAUUUCAGAGGGAGUACACCCUCGAGUGCUUGUGGAUGGGUUUGAAAUUGCCAGGGAGACGUCGUUGAAGUACUUGGACAGUUUUAAGACGCAGCCUGAGCUGUUUGAUAGGGAGUUCUUGUUGCAGGUGGCCAAAUCGUCUGUGGCUACGAAAUUGACUUCUGACAUUACAGACGUGUUGGCGCCGAUCGUGACGGAUUCCGUUUUGGCGGUGCUGGGCGACGAUGCCGAUAAGAAGAACCUUGAUUUGCACAUGGUGGAGAUUAUGACCAUGCAGCAUGGCCACGCUAGAGAUACCACUUUCGUCAAGGGUCUUGUUUUGGACCACGGCGCCAGGCAUCCCGAUAUGCCACGUGUGGUGAACAAUGCGUUUGUGUUGACGUUGAACGUGUCGUUGGAGUAUGAAAAGACGGAGGUGAACUCUGGGUUCUUUUACUCGUCCGCUGAGCAGAGAGAGAAGUUGGUGGCUUCAGAGAGACAGUUUGUGGACGCCAAGUUGAAGAAGAUUGUGGACUUGAAGAACGAGGUUUGCGGGUUAAACGGCGACCACGGGUUUGUCAUUAUCAACCAGAAGGGUAUCGAUCCAAUGUCUUUGGACGUGUUGGCCAAGAACAACAUUCUUGCUUUGCGCCGUGCUAAGAGAAGAAACAUGGAGAGAUUGCAGUUGAUUGUGGGCGGCGAGGCCCAGAACAGCGUGGACGACUUGACGCCAGAGAUUUUGGGCCAGGCUGGAAAGGUUUAUGAAGAGAGCAUUGGCGAGGAUAAGUUUACGUAUAUCACUGAGUGUCCUGAGUCUAAGUCUGCUACCAUUCUCAUCAAGGGCCUGGCUGCACACGAGUUGCAGCAAACCAAGGAUGCUGUUCGUGACGGUUUGAGAGCUGUGGCCAAUGUGAUCAAGGACGAGUCCAUUGUUCCAGGUGGAGGCGCCUACUUUAUGAGCUGCAACCACCACUUGCUUGCCAACGACACUGGAAUCUUGAAAGGCCGCAACAAGCCAGGGAUCCAGGCAUUCGCCGAAGCUCUUUUGGUUGUUCCAAAGACAUUGAGCACCAACGCCGGUUUGGACUCGUUGGAAGCUAUUUCUUCUUGCCAGGACGAAAUCGCCGAGAACCGCCAGGUUGGCAUUGACCUUGCGUCUGGCGAGCCCAUGGACCCAGCGCUUGAAGGUGUUUGGGAUUCAUACAGAGUGUUGAGAAACGCCAUUUCUUCAGCCACAGGCAUAGCGUCGAACCUCUUAUUGUGUGACGAGCUUUUGAAGGCCGGCAAGUCGUCGUUGAAGGGCGGCCAGGGCGGCGGUGCUCCUGGAGGCAUGCCACAAGGAAUGCCCCAGGGAAUGCCUCAGGGCAUGCCACAGGGAAUGCCUAUGAUGUAA
Molecule: messenger RNA, 1701 nt
Organism: Candidozyma haemuli
Lineage: Eukaryota; Fungi; Ascomycota; Pichiomycetes; Serinales; Metschnikowiaceae
Gene: CCT6
Product: chaperonin-containing T-complex subunit
Exons: 1
Coding region: 1-1701 (566 amino acids)
Biological process (GO): protein folding
Cellular component (GO): chaperonin-containing T-complex
Molecular function (GO): ATP binding; ATP-dependent protein folding chaperone; ATP hydrolysis activity
Source: RefSeq, a predicted model, not a curated record